This is a messenger RNA of Musa acuminata subsp. malaccensis (wild Malaysian banana), 3755 nucleotides long. Its product is annotated as transcription factor MYB3R-1. Gene Ontology annotation, cellular component: nucleus. Gene Ontology annotation, biological process: regulation of DNA-templated transcription. The record is from RefSeq and is a predicted model, not a curated record. Gene Ontology annotation, molecular function: DNA-binding transcription factor activity, RNA polymerase II-specific; RNA polymerase II cis-regulatory region sequence-specific DNA binding. NCBI's taxonomy places the organism in Eukaryota, Viridiplantae, Streptophyta, Magnoliopsida, Zingiberales, Musaceae.
AACAAAUCUCUCCCCUCACUCGCUCAUUCGCGAUCUGAAGGAGGGGGAAGCUGGUGGAGAUCUCGGCCCCCGGCGUCAUUUCGAUUUGCCGAGGCGCCGGCUUCAGAUCGUGUCUGUUCCAUCGGAGAGUCUAUGGUGUUUCUUUGCUAGUGGAAUCUGUUUCUGGCAUCUUGGUUGCUUAAUGAUGGCUUCGAAUUUGUAUGCUGGUUGUUGACUUGUCUUGGAACGACAAUAUCAGUCGUGGGUCAAAAGAAUGGCAAGUGACAAAGGAAAGAAUUCUGUCAAAGGUGAAGCUUCUUCUUCCAACGCUGCUCAUGAAGGGAUUGGCCAAGAGAUUCAGAAGCAAAGAUCCUUAAAUGGGAGAACCACCGGCCCAACACGGCGGUCAACCAAAGGACAGUGGACAGCUGAGGAGGAUGCCAUAUUGUACAAAGCUGUUGAACGUUUUAAAGGAAAAAAUUGGAAGAAGAUAGCUGAAUGUUUCCCAGAUCGGACUGAUGUUCAAUGCCUACAUAGAUGGCAAAAGGUUUUAAAUCCAGAGCUUGUGAAAGGGCCAUGGUCAAAAGAGGAAGAUGAAAUCAUAAUUGAAAUGGUAAAGAAGUUUGGACCAAAAAAAUGGUCAACUAUUGCACAAGCAUUACCUGGGCGCAUAGGAAAGCAAUGCAGGGAAAGGUGGCAUAAUCAUCUUAAUCCUUCCAUAAACAAGGAGCCCUGGACUCAAGAAGAGGAAAUAGCGCUUAUUCAUGCUCAUCAAAUUUAUGGAAAUAAGUGGGCAGAAUUGACAAAAUUUUUACCAGGCCGGACGGACAAUGCAAUAAAGAACCACUGGAACAGCUCUGUGAAGAAGAAAUUAAAUUCAUAUUUGGCAUCAGGACUACUUUCACAGUUUAAAGGCCUGCCUAAUGUGGAAAGUCCUACCCAAGUAGGUAAUAUGCAAAAAAACAAUGAUCAUGGUCUAAAGGACAGGCUAGAAGUUGAGGAUUCAUCAGAAUGCAGCCAAGCUUCAACAGCCAAUGUUGGUUGGUAUCAAUCUGAUGGAGAACUACCAAAUACAGUUUCAGUGGAUGAUGACAUUAAGCUGGAUGGUGAUAGUAAUAGAAAAGAGAUUCAGGAUUCUCAGUUGUCAAUGUGCACUAAUGAAUAUUAUGCUUCUAUGGAGGAAUUUGCACGUGCUGUUCCUGAAGUACAAUGUGAAGCUUCUACAUCUGCAAACUUGCUACCUGAGGAAAUGUCUGAAAAAGUAUCUGAUCGGAUGAUUUUGGAUGAGUUGCCUAAUGAUUCUUCAUUAGAAGUUUCCCAGAAGUCAUUUGAGCUAACAGAAGCGUCGGAGCAUUAUAGCUUAUGUACUAGAAAUAAUGAAAAUGCAUCUGUUUUGUGGUCAAAAUUUUUAGACCUGAAAGUCCCAACUUUUAUAUUAAACAAUGAUUCAAGAUAUGAGAAGCAGAACAAUCUUUUGGCAUGUGAAACUGAUUGCUGCAACAACAACCUUUAUGGGUUAGAUGUUCAUCAGGGAACUAUCCAAGAUUAUCCUAUUGAAUUUGAUACUUCAAACAUUGUAAGUUUGGAUUAUUUCUCUGGUAUAAACUGCCAAAACUCUUUUGGUUCUGAAGCUGGUGGAAGUCUUGGUUCAUGUUCAAACCCAAUAUAUCCUGUCAGUUCAUCAGCUGUUCCUGGAAUUUCCUAUUGUAACAAUUUGAUGGCUGUGGUACCUCCAUCUUAUCUCUGUCCAAGUGAUGAGAAGCUACAGAGAAAUUCUACUCAUGAAACCAGAGAAAUUUUUGUUGGAGCUCAUGAUUCGGAGGUCAUUACAUGUUCUUAUGAUGGCUUUGCUUAUUCCAGUUGCUCGUCUUUAUGUCCCAAUGAUAGCAGUAUACCUAAUGUCUGUCUUCUUGAGGAUAAGGGGCAGGAAAUUGGGACUCCAAAGCAUACACAUACAGAAAUGAUGGUUUCGGGUACUCCUGAUGCCAAUCACAACAUUACAUUAUCAGAUGGAAAUCCAACGCAGCCAGCAGAAUUGCAGGAUUCUGGAGCUCUAUUCUAUGAACCUCCACGUUUCCCAAGCUUAGAGAUUCCAUUUGUUAGCUGUGAUCUCAUACCUUCUGUAGAUCUUCAGCAGGCAUAUAGUCCCCUAGGGAUUCGUCAAUUGAUGAUGUCCUCUGUGAGUUGUUCUAAACCAUACAGUCUCUGGGAUUCACCUUCUCAUGAUGAGUCGCCUGAUGCUCUGUUAAAAAGUGCUGCCAAAAGUUUCAUGUGUACACCAUCCAUUAUGAAGAAACGACAACGUGAAUUGUCAUCACCUAUGGUGGAACAGAGAAUAGACAAGAAACCUGGUAUAGAGAUGCCCUGUGGGUCAUUACACUCAUCACCUUUAAGUAACACUGAGAAUUCUUCUAUGGUUAACUUGAAUGGUGCAGUUGUGUUGAAUGAAAUUUCAUCAGGUUAUGCUGAGGGAGGUUUUACUUCUUCGGACAACCAGCAGAAGGAACCUGUUCUUUUGGAUGAGGACAAAGAAAAUUUAUGUCAGUCUUCUGGUUGUGCAACAAAUGGAAAUAUUAAUAAGGAAGUAAAGUCCUCGACUGACUUAUCUGAUAAAAUGACAUCAUCUACAGUGACCAUUAGUGUAGCAGCCAAAUCUGAUGCCGGUUCUUCAAGACGGAGACAGGCAUCUCGGAUUCUAGUUGAACGCAAUGCUAAUGGCCAAGGACUUUUUUCUCCACAUGGCAAAGGACAUUCUAUGAAUGCAUCACCAGGCACUGGUGCUAAAUUAUUGAAAGUUCACUCUCAAAGGAGCUCAGAGAAAGCAUCGAACAAUGGCCAAAUAGAAAAUUCUGCUGAAUCUCUACCUGAUGUCCCUGCCUUCUUUUCUCCUAUUGCCAGUGAAAAUAAGAACUUACAUUCAGUGUCCACUAAAUCAGUAAAAUCUGCUUCAUUGAUCCAUCCUUCACCUUUUAUGUUUGAAAAAUGCAGUUCAACAAUUGAUGCGGACAUUGGACACUUGAACAUUUUUGAUGAUACCCCUGGCAUCAAAAGGGGAAUUGAAUCUCCUUCAGCAUGGAAAUCACCUUGGUUUAUGAACUCUCUCCUUCCAGGAAAUAGAAUCAGCACUGAUAUGUUUGAGGAUAUAGGAUAUUUCUUGAGCCCUGGUGAUCGAAGCUAUGAUGCCAUCGGGUUGAUGAAGCAGUUAAGCGAGCAUACUGCUGCUGUAGUUUCAGAGGCUCAAGAGAUACUGAGAAGUGGAAACCCUAUCAAGAUGCCACACGAACCAAAAUUUGACAAGAAGAAAUUCUCAGAAGAAAAUGUUGAACCUGACAAAGAGCUGGAUAAUCAGUGUGUACCAUCAAAAAUCAUGGCUGAGGCCCGAAUCCUUGAUUUUAGUGGAUGUGGCACACCUGUCAAGAGAUCAGAAAAUGUGAAAGCAGGCAGUACAGAGACAUCUGUAAGCUUUUCAAGUCCAUCUUCAUAUCUUAUGAAGGUUUGCCGAUAAAAGCUUUUGGGCAUCAAGCAAAAAAUAUCUGCCUUCUCUCUAUAUUAAUAUGUAAAUGCCCCCUUGCAGAGAUUGCUUUAUUAAUUUAUUUUAUCCCACCUUUCUUCUUUUUGGUGUCAUCAAUUUAACGGCCAGGCCAUUUUCAAUUACAAGACAGCACUGGGGCUUUAUUGAAGAAUGACAUUCGAUCUAUUAUAGAUAUAAUGCAAUAUCCUCUAUUGUGUCAUGUUUUUUAACUGAUCCAUAAAGCUUAUAUUUCUGGGUUGCAUAA